Molecule: messenger RNA, 1294 nt
Organism: Triticum dicoccoides
Lineage: Eukaryota; Viridiplantae; Streptophyta; Magnoliopsida; Poales; Poaceae
Product: glutathione S-transferase U18-like
Exons: 2
Coding region: 241-936 (231 amino acids)
Biological process (GO): glutathione metabolic process
Cellular component (GO): cytoplasm
Molecular function (GO): glutathione transferase activity
Source: RefSeq, a predicted model, not a curated record
CUUAAUUCGAUCACACACCGCACCAACCACUCCCUUUACACCAAGAUUUCAAAAAAAAAAAGAUGGCUGGAUCCGACGACUCCGGCCGCGCUCCGGUGGCGUCGAUCGGUCUCUGACGCCGUCGACGGCGUCGUUCAGAACCUUGCUGCUCCAGAAGACAAAGCAAAAUUACCAUUGAUUGACAGUGGUUUCCACUAAGUGGCUUGUGUGUUAGAAGAACCAGCGGCGGCGGCGGCGGCGAUGUCGGAGCCGGUGGUGGUCGUGGGCGGGUGGGCGAGCCCGUUCGUAACGCGAGUGUGCAUCGCGCUCAGGCUCAAGGGCGUGGAGUACGAGUUCCUCCAGGAAGCGGUGGGCAGGAAGAGCGAGCUGCUGCUCAGGUCCAACCCCGUCUACAGGAAGAUGCCCGUGCUGCUCCACGGCGGCCGCCCCGUCUGCGAGUCCCUGGUCAUCGUGCAGUACGUCGACGAAGCUUUCUCCGCCGCCGGGAAGCCCAUUCUUCCGGCCGACCCCUACCGCCGCGCCGUCCACCGGUUCUGGGCAGAGUACGCCGACGCCAAGCUCCAUUCACCACUUCGGACACUGAGAGGUAUGGUCGGCGGCGACAAGGCCGAUGCCGCGGAGCAGGUGUCCGCCGCGCUCCGGCAGCUCGAGGAGGCCUUCCUGGAGUGCAGCGGCGGGAAGCGCUACUUCGGUGGGGAUGACGUCGGCUUCCUGGACAUCGUCGUUGGCUCCUACAUCGGGUGGUUCGGAGCCGCGGAGAGGAUCGCUGGGCUUCCCGUCCUCGACGAGGCCAGAACGCCGCGGCUGGCGGCCUGGGCGGUGCGGUUCUGCGCGCACGACGCCGUCGGGGACCUCGUGCCCGACGCCGCCAGGCUCGUUGAGUUCGGCGAGGUGCUCCGCGCGGCGCUGGCGGCCAACGCUUCCUCCCGGCCGUGAGGCGCCGCCGUGCCGGGGCCUCGGCGAGGGGAUCCAGCUCCAAGGCUCCAGUCUGGUUGGUUGGGUUCACUUGUCCCUACAGACCCGCACAUACGUCUCUGAAUAAACAAGGGUAAUAUUAUUCAGCGAACUUUGCUAGACUUACAGACGCAAGCCACGGAAAUUAUUUACGGACUGAGCUGGACAUGUUUAACUGGAAACUGGGGGCAGUGGGACCCGUCCUUGAAAUCAGCGGGGGAGAGGGAUUGGUCAUUGGUUAGUGGGGUGCAGUCCGUAAGAUUCAUAUGUAUAUUGCCCGUAAGUGUAGCAUUUUUGAUUAUUCAGCGAAUGUUCGCCGGAGGUGCAUGUUAAAACAGAA